Prunus persica (peach) is the source of this 1285-nucleotide messenger RNA. RefSeq lists its product as uncharacterized. Gene Ontology annotation, biological process: defense response to other organism. Lineage: Eukaryota; Viridiplantae; Streptophyta; Magnoliopsida; Rosales; Rosaceae. The transcript has a single exon. The record is from RefSeq and is a predicted model, not a curated record. The coding region runs from base 701 to 1285 and encodes 194 amino acids.
GCAACAGCUUCUGGUCUAACAAUCAUGUCAGAUCCAAAACCCUAGUAUAUCAGAAUAUAGAUAUGAUUUGAUAUGAUGAAGGGCAAUCAAAAUGGUAAUCUUAGACAUGAAUCAUAAUCAUGAUCAAAUCCAAUUCGGGUGAUGUUUAUUAAUUGGGUUGCGCCAAAUGAUCAUGUCAUUCUUUCUUUAUACAUAUGGGAUAUAUGAGGGGAAAUCAAGAUAGUAAUCUUUGACAUUAAAUCAUAAUCAUGAUUAAAUCGAAUUCGGGUGAUGUUUUGCACUACAAGAUCGUGCCAUUCUUUCUUUAUAUACCUGAAAAACCGUCGCAUUCUAUCAUUUUAUUUUCGGCUCUUGGGUGGAAAGUGAAAUUAACCUAGGUUUCCAAGGAUAGACUCGUGAGCAAUCAAAUGUAUGAAAAUUUCACAAACUUUAGCGGUUUAGCCUACUGCUUUAGUUUCCCACUUAUUACUUUCUGCUCCAACAGCAAAGGCUGAAACCCCAUUGAACUCACUCUAGGAGAAAAAAAAAAAAAAAAAAAAAAAUUCCUUUUGUAACUUGCUACACAACUUUGAUAUUCCCACUUUUGCUCCUUUCUUACUGCAGAAUUCACCUCUUUUCUCCCUUCGUUUCCUUCUCUAAGUGCAGCCCAAUUCAUUUUAAAAAAUCACAAGUCAAUAUUUUAUAAACAAUUGGAAAAAAAAUGUGCGAGAUCAAGAAUUUCUACUGCUGGCUCCUAGAAUUUUCCGUACUCCUGCUUCUCCUAGCUCUCUGUCUAUGGCUGGCCAUACGUCCAGAAUCCCCCAAGUAUACCAUUGUGGAUAUCACCAUCCCGAAGUCCGAUAUAGACAGUGGGGGUCAAAAUGGCUCUAUCAUAUACGCCCUUGAAAUUGAAAAUUCCAACAAAGUCUCUAGUAUUUACUACGAGGACACAAUUUUGAGAUUCUAUUAUGGGUCAGAGACUGUUGGGGAGAAAACCAUACCUUAUUUUCAUCAAGGAAGAGGUAAAACCUGUCAAGUGACUGAUUCUGUGGAUGCCAACCAGCAAGUUUGGAAAGCUAUUCGCAAUUCCAUAUCCAAUGCAACUGCAGAACUGAAGGUGGCAGUGCUAACUCGGGUUCAAUAUAGAACAUGGGGAGUGAAGAGUAAGCAUCAUGGAUUAGACUUGCAAAGUCAAUUAUCGAUUGGUUCAAAUGGUAAGAUUUUUGGUAAGACGAAGAAAAUUAAGCUACGCCGUGCUUCCAAGAAAUGGAGGAGGAGGACUAAUAGACGACGAUUGUUAUACUAG